AUUGAUUAGCAAGAAACCUCGCGCGACAGGUAGCGAGACUCCCAAAACCUGAGAAAUCAGGUGCGUUUACAGAGCGAGUUAUAAUCAUGCUCAUGAGGUGUAGAAUUUUCCAGGUCAAUUUAUCUAUAGGCCUAACUCGAUCUUACUUAUUCGCUAUGAUUCCUAAUCGGGCUUUGCAACUCGUGUCAGUGCUGUACUGUUUCGCUCUAUUCCAAUGCAAAUAAAAAGUGAUCCAAUCGGUGUACUUCUUCUAAUGUGUGUUCAUAAUCUUUCGGACUUGGACUGUUGCAGAGUACUUUGGCCAGGAGAAAAGCAACGAAACGGACGUGAAAGUCUUGAGCUCGAGGAGCUUUGCUUCUUUCAAAAACUGGAUUGUGAAUCUGCGAGAGGAGCUACCUGGGAUGUCACGCAUAUGAGAUAUGAUUUGACACAGGGGAGGAGACGAAGAAAGAACAGGACCUGUUUGUUUGGCUUGCUUUUCCGAGGCUGGUAAGCGAGCGAGAGAGAGCGAUAUAUAUAUAUUUGAGUAUUCAAGCAGGAAGGAAUAUGUACUUGAGACUGUUCCUCACUGCUUUUCAUGGCAACGCCAGUUGAAGGUGGGACAGGACCGAACAGGACAUCACAUGCCUUAUUGGCUUCUCCAGCGAGCGAGCAGCGGGCAGCAACAUAUCGAAGAGCCUCUCUCUUCCUUGGAACUGUGUGCUGCUCCUUUUCUCUCUCCCUCCGCCAAGAGCAGCUCCAGCCGAAUCGGACAGUUUCUUCUCGCUGGUUUUCUGACUCCCAAACACCAGCCGGCAGCACUGGUACAAACCAGCAGACGAGGCAGCAGCAGGCAGCAAAAGUGAAACCAUAUAUCGACCGCUCGAGAGCAGGGAGAUUUACUGUGACAUGGACACUAGAUCACAGCAGAGGCGAAUUCAUUGAACUUAAAGCGACCUUGGGCUCGUGUCACUGGCUCGCCUCGCCUUUGCUCUAGUGCGUGCUGCUGCUGCUUCCGCGGAAACCAUGGAUAGCGACUUCAGCAUUCAUAUCCACUCGAUAUCCACUGUGGUGCCGGCUUCCCUCACGCGCAGAUGCAUCCUACCGCUCACCAGCUUGGAUUUUCUCAACAGGAAUGUGGCUUGCAUGCAAAGGAUACUGUUCUAUUCGCUCGACUUGGAUUCGCUCGACAACUACGACUCCUUCGUCGACAAGCUCAAGGGCAGCCUGGCAGAGACGCUGGUCCGGUUCUAUCCCCUCGCCGGCCGCUUCACCGAUGGAGAGUCCGAGAAGCCGAGGAUCAAUUGCAACGACGCCGGUGUCCCUUUCAUUGAGGCAGCGAUGCUCCGAAAGUCUCUAGGCGACUUCCUCGCCUCGCCUCACUGCAUGGAUCUCUGCUCGGAGCUGGCUCAUGUGGAGAGCUCGGAGCUUGCAGAUGCUCCACACAUAGCUCCGGUAUCGGUUCAGGUGACACGAUUCAAAAGUGGUGGUCUAGCGGUUGGUGUCUCCUACAACCAUUUCCUCAUAGAUGGUUACUCCUUCUGGCACUUUAUGAAGUCGUGGUCCGAAGUCGCCUGCGGACAGUCCAUCUCCCUGCCGCCGGUUCACUCCCGGGAAAUUCUGAUAUCGCAGCCGCCAGUCACUUAUAUGAGCUCCCUGCCUCGCUACUUCGCCAUCCCCGCGACGGCCUCCAUGGAGGCACCCAUCGGCUUCUCCAACAUACAGCAGAGAAUGUACAGCUUCUCGGCUCAGUUCAUCCGGAGGCUCAAGCUCCAGGCCAUGGCCGGCAGCAACGGGGACAUCCAGCAGGUGUCGUCCUUCCGCGUCCUGUGUGCGCACAUAUGGCGGUGUCUAGUCCGAGCUCGGGGGCUCGAGGAGUCGGAGGAGACACGCUUCUUCGUCGGGGUGGACGUGAGGAAGCGGCUGGUGCCGUGCCUCCCGGAUGGAUACUUUGGCAACGCGGUGUGUGCUGUCUACGCCGAGUCCCGUGCCGGCGAGCUGCUGAGUCCCGAGAAAGGUACCGCUCAUGGAGUCCGGAUUCUAAGCCAAGCGAUUGCAGGUGCCACAGACGGGAACAUAAAGUCGCUGCUCGAGUGGUGUGACAAGCAAGGCAACGCUUACUUUCGAGGUGCCGACUACGCCCUCGACAACAACUUUGUGGUGGUAAGCUCGCCAAAGUUUCCAGCUUACGGCAUAAACUACGGCUGGGGUGAUCCUGUUGCAGUGAGGCCUGGCAAGCUAGCAUGGGCCGGGAUCAUCACCUUCUUCACAGGUGCCAGGGGCUCUGGGGACAUCGACGUGUGUAUCUGCCUGGCUCCCGAGGAGUUGCGCAGGAUGGAGCAAGAGCCGGGCUUUCUGUCCAUGCCAUGGACGCAAGCUUCCUCUCCGGGCGAUCCUCAGACUUCCCAGGUGUGUGGCUUCCAAGGCUUGGCCCCUCCAAACGUUUUCUUAUUGGGAUGAAAAGCCAGGCAGCACUGGGACUAGCAGCUGCUCGUCGCUACUUUGAAUGCUUCAAACUUAAAAAUGGAUAAAGCGACCAUCGUCCACUCCAUCGCCGUCAGCAUCGCCAUCGAGAUAAGAAUGGUUUUCUUAAAGUCUUAAAGCUGUGCUAGCUGCGGUGUGGAGAUCUUCUAUCUUAUAGUUCUUCCAGGAAACCUUUUGUGCGUUUCGAUUAACUUCCUCCUAGUGUUUGCAGUAAGCACUCCACGACGAGCUUGGUGUGAAGCUCGACGAACUUCUCUUUGUUUCAAUCUAAGCUUUCUUAUAUAAUAAUCUAUGGAUUCUAUAAUAAUACUUGGUUGGUUUGGGAAUUCUUCUCAAACUCA
Selaginella moellendorffii is the source of this 2804-nucleotide messenger RNA. RefSeq names its product hydroxycinnamoyltransferase 1. Bases 1006 to 2439 code for a protein of 477 amino acids. The record is from RefSeq and is a predicted model, not a curated record. NCBI's taxonomy places the organism in Eukaryota, Viridiplantae, Streptophyta, Lycopodiopsida, Selaginellales, Selaginellaceae. The transcript has 6 exons.